AGUAGGAUAGGUGUGCCUUUUGCCACACCUUUAAUUCCUAGCGAACUCUAAUUUGCCGCUCCAUUUAGAAGUGCAGGGCCCUAAGUGCCAGUAUCGGGCUUAAAAAAUCCAACAUUCCAACUAAGUGGUAAAGGUGGAGAUUCAAGAAUACACAUAAAAUAAUGUCUGGAAAACGUAGUUUUUCUCAAUGUAACUCGGACGUGGAAAUCUUCAACGACAUCGACGAUUAUAAGUCGAAAAAGAUGAAAAUUCUGGUGAAAAAAGUUUUGGUGAAAGUCGGCAAUAGUACUGGUGAUAGUGUAAAAGAAGCCGAGAAUGUUGGUAGUUUUAGUUUUGGGGAAAUCAUUGAUGCUGUGAUUGAGCUAUGUAUUCCACCAUUCAACAGCAACAAACCCAGUGACCAUGUAGGCAAUUUAUUCGAAGAUGUGGUGGAGGAGAACCAGCUGUGUUUUUGUUCUAUGCGUGUUAAAAAAUUACGACGUAAAACUCUACCCAAACAAAAUGCUGAUGUUUGAACCAGUUUCCCUGACCACAGAAUGCUCAGUCUUUGUUUCGGAAGAGUUCAUAAAUUAGAUAUUAGGUGUACGAUUAUUUAUCAUCACAGUUUUCCAGGAAAAAACUAUGAACAAAUUCAUUUUGACUGUCUACUAUUGAAAACCAUUUUUGAAAACUAUAAUUGCAGUAGUAUCUUAUUUUAGAUGAGAGGUAAGAUGUAUUUUAGCAUAAGCAACGAAAUCGGUAAAAUUAUGGAACGUUCGAAUACAUACAAAUAUCUAUAUUAAUGCAUUAGUGUAACAAACCAUCGAAUCACUAAUUUAAUUAACUUUUAUUUGAUCUGCAUUGUCGACACUACUGUAUUAAUUUUUCAUGAAUUUCCUAAAUCGAGCAUGAGCGCGGCUCAAAAACUUAUUGUUUCGUUUGAGUGUUAACAAACGUAUCACUACAUCUUUCAAGAAAUUUUGGCAGAUAUACCAUAACUGCACGACGAUGAAAAGGAAGUAGGCUAGGAUCACAUAUCUGGCCGCUGAGGUGUUGUGAUCGUACUCCUACAGACUUUUUUGUGUAAUUUGAUUUAAUUUAUUUGAUAGAAUUAAUUCAUUUUCUACUAGUUUUUCUUGUAAUUUUACACUUAUUUUAUUAAAAAACUGAUUAAAAAGUGUCCGCUUUUGUUCCUUCUUUUUGACAUUUAUCAGAGUGGUUUAGUUUAAAUUAUUUUAGCACUUUGCACAGAAUUUCUUCAUAGUGUUCAAUGCGACGAUAAGCGAACGCGUUUUCAUUAGUUAACUGAGUAUACAGUUAUCUAGAAUUAUGUAUUGCACCCACUAAUCUUUGCAACAAAAAAAAUACAUCUAUAAACCUGAAAAGCAACAGCUUUAAAUUUAUUUUAAAAUUACAUAGCGCUUACUCAUUUGUCAGCUAAUCAUGUAUCCCAAAAAGGAAAAAACUAAAAUAGAAAAGAAAUUCGUUAUUCGGAAUUCUGUUCUGACCGACAUCUUCGACCAUCAUCAGACUCGAAAUCUUUACAAUUUCUUGGCCAUCUUCUUCAUCUGUUUUUCUAUCCACACACUAGGAAGCGAAUACUUCAUAACAGGAAGAAUAACUUUCGGAUUUGGACUCAUAAGAAAAGCCUUCCUCCAUUUCGAUAAAGCCAUCUUCGUUUGGUUGUGUAGCUUUGCAUCAGUUUGUGCAAUGUUUUACGUCUUCAAAAUGUGGUUAAUUCUUACAACGUUUGCCAAAGGAAAGACCAUUAUUUUCUAUUGGUUCGGAGCAACAUGUUUGGUUUUGUACUAUUUUUGCAGCUUGAAGUUAGUUACUUAUGCAAUACGCUAUUUUGAGUUCAACGUGAUUGGCAAAUUUUUCCUUACUUAUGAACAGUCACGGCUUUUAAUGAAAGUACACGCUUUUGUGCGAAGCAAAAUUUCGAAUGAACCCUCUGGUUUAUCUUUUUCUAAAUAUCUAUACUUCCUUUUUGCUCCUACCCUCAUCUACAGAGACACCUACCCUCGAACGAACACCAUCAACUGGAAGUUUGUUGUUCAGUGUCUUCUCGAAUCGAUUACUAUCUUCUUCGUUCUCACCUUUUGCGCAAUGAACACUUUUCCAUCCCCGGAAAGACUGGCACAGAAGUAUACGUUAAGCGAUGUGAUCUUCGAAUUUCUAGACAAAAUCCUGUAUACACCAUUGGCUUUGACCCAGUACUUCUUAGUUUUUCACACAGUACAAAAUUUAUUUGCCGAAAUGCUCCGAUUCGGUGACCGUUUAUUCUAUUUAGAUUGGUGGAACCAACAUAGCUUUAAUGCUUGGUUGACAGAAUGGAACAUAAUCGUGCAUGAUUGGUUAUAUUAUUACAUUUACCGUGAUUUCAAGGAAUAUGUGUAUGACAAUACUUUUCUUGCUCGAGUAGCAGUGUUUUUACUUUCUUUCGGUAUGCACGAGUGGGUUGUGUAUUGCAUCGUUGGUGGAUUUUUUCCUGCAUUAUUAUUUGCAUUUAUGUUGAUGUUGUUUCCUUUGUCGUAUUUUAAGUUUCCUAAAACCAAUAUUUGUAAUGUUCUUCUGUGGUGCUUUGCUAUUCUGUCAUUAGAGAUCUUCAUCACUGGGUGCGGUCUUGAAUGGUAUGCUCUUUCAACGAGCCCCUUGAUAAACCCAACGCUUUGGGAAAAAAUCCUUCCUAGAUUCCUAACGUGUGAUUGUAUAUUAAAAAUUUAGUUUAACCUUAUUUUGUCGCAAUUUUAAUGUAGUGUCGGAUUUAUAAUAAAAGUCUAAAAACCA
Molecule: messenger RNA, 2769 nt
Organism: Zophobas morio
Lineage: Eukaryota; Metazoa; Arthropoda; Insecta; Coleoptera; Tenebrionidae
Product: sterol O-acyltransferase 1-like
Exons: 6
Coding region: 1423-2706 (427 amino acids)
Biological process (GO): cholesterol metabolic process
Cellular component (GO): endoplasmic reticulum membrane
Source: RefSeq, a predicted model, not a curated record